UCCCGUUUUAGUUGCAAAACCGAACGUUUUGAAACUGUUUGGACUAAUGAUUACACCCUUGGACUUCCAGUUCCGCUUACAGUUUUGUGCGUCGGAGAGCGAAAAUGGGAGUAGAAAUCGAGACCAUAACCCCGGGUGAUGGCCAGACAUUUCCCAAAAAAGGGCAGACAUGCGUUGUGCAUUAUGUCGGCUCACUGACUGAUGGAACCAAGUUCGACUCAUCCCGGGACAGAGGCAAGCCUUUCAAAUUCAAGAUUGGCAAGCAGGAGGUGAUCCGUGGCUGGGAGGAGGGGGUUGGCCAGAUGAGCGUGGGCCAGAGGGCGACCCUGACCUGCACGCCGGACUUCGCCUAUGGCAGCAAAGGGCACCCUGGCAUCAUCCCACCCAACUCUACACUGAUCUUUGAUGUGGAGCUGAUGGGCCUGGAGUGAAGCCUGUGUGCACUUGUUACGUGUUUAAUUCCACUCAGAUUUUCAGGGUUGACUCCUAUCUCGGGAACAUGGAGGAAAAGGCUAAAGGAAGAUUAAUGCACUUGACUCCUGUAAAAGACUGUCUAAUAGCUUCAGCACUUCACUCUCCUUUCCAUUUAGAUUCAAAUGUGUUUUUGUCGCUUGCUUAAUACCUUAUCCUUGAUCUAGCUUGUCGUAGGACACCCUAACAAGUCAUAGGCCAUACAUUUCAGAUAUCAUGUCAUUUUAUUCUGUUAUGUAUGUUUAUGUUAUUGUUUUUUUUUCUUAUUUUUUUUACUUCAAAUUUGUAAGUCAUGCCUGCCAUCAGGGGUAGGUACUGGCAACAUUUGGGAUAAAGUAUCAUUACACACAUUAAAUUUGAUCUAUUUCUUGUGGCUCUGUGAGUGGCCUUGCUUUAGAAACUUUUUUGAAAAUGUGGACAUAAGUGAUUUAAAAAUAUUUUAAAAAGACUACCUAAAUGGAUCAGGUAAUGUCAUUUGGAUUACAGAAGUUGACUUAAAUUAAUAUUAGUGAUGUUUUGAUGUAGAUUUUUUUCAGUUGCAUCAACUUUCUGUAUGAAACACUGAAUAGCAUGGCACACUGUUGGCAAGACCAUAUAUAUAUAUAUAUAUAUACAUAUAUAAAUGCGUAAUUAAAGGUCAUUAUUAUAGUACAGAACUCGCAGAGUAUGCUGACAAGUAUAGUUUCCUCUCAAGCAACAAAAUGGGUCAAUUUCCUAUGGUGUGUUUGAAUAAAAAAUAUCCUUUAACACCA
Molecule: messenger RNA, 1223 nt
Organism: Oncorhynchus keta (chum salmon)
Lineage: Eukaryota; Metazoa; Chordata; Actinopteri; Salmoniformes; Salmonidae
Product: peptidyl-prolyl cis-trans isomerase FKBP1A-like
Exons: 5
Coding region: 105-431 (108 amino acids)
Molecular function (GO): peptidyl-prolyl cis-trans isomerase activity
Source: RefSeq, a predicted model, not a curated record